UGUGGCGAUUGUUUAGGUGGAGUUGGCUGACUGUCGAACUUGGUGAAAACAUAAUUUGAAUUUUAUGCGAUUUUAGAAUUUGAUUUUAAAGUGAUUUGAGUUUUUAGUGUUUUGUCAAUUGUCAUGUAUAAGAACACGUUGUAUGACUUUUUACUCCCGCAAUUGCUUUCCGUUGGAAUCAAAUAGGCCUCACAUCCGAAGUGUUAUUAAAAUUGAUAAGAUGUUGCCAGAGGCACAGCUGGUGUUUGCUACCCUCUCUGUUUUUGUUCUUCUCACCAUCAUAAUGGCUCUUGUCGGAUGUGUUUGUGGUUGUCGUAAGACAGUGCCCAAGAAUGAAUUGAUGGGGCUGGCUGGCAUGGUGAAACUGACGAACCCAGAUGAGAAUGUUAAUUUCAGCUGUCCUCCGCCAACUGUGCAACUCAACUCUGUGACAGUGGCCCCUGAUCAUCUUGUAUCUCAAGCGCAAGAAACCAAUAAAAGGCCUAAUCAGGCAGCAUCGUCGGCCACCCGUAGUCUGCCUGAUCUGCCGGUUGAGUCUCAGAGACUGCAGGGCAGCCGCAGUGUGGACGGACUCUACGAGACUGCUGACGCUGGCAACGGAGACACCAGCUCCGACCUGUACGCCACUGUAGAGGAUAACAAGAACGGGGCUAGAGGGGCAAGUCAAAAACCACAACUACCUCGAGACUCUACGAUAGAGAGCAGCUACGACUCCCCGAGUCAGACUGACAAUAGCCUCUCCCCGUAUGCGAGAGUGAGACGAGAACAUCCGUACGAUCAAGUCAAACAGACUGAUGAACACCCAUACGCCCAAGUGAGAGCCAAUGGAAAGGCAGGACCAAGUCAUCAUGUCCAAGACCUCACUUUACACCAGUCUCCAUCAUCAAGUUCUGUAGAGCACACUGACAGUCCAAUCGCUCCACCUCGCACUCGCAAGUCCAUCUCUCUCUCCCAGAGCUCUCUGUCUUCCAACCUAGGAGUGGAGGUGAACAUACCUGCGGCCACAGCCAUCGCAGGGGGUAUACCAGCCAAUCAGGAGCUGCCUUAUAUGACUCCACCCCUCCCCCUGCCCGCAAGUCCCCCCUCCCACCAGCCUGUGUCGCAGACCCAACAUUUCAGUGGCGACUCUCAGGAUAGCAGUAAGGGCUACACUAGCAUCAGUGUGAGGGAGCCGUUGUCUAACAUACUCAGCCAGGUGCCUCGCAGACAGGAACUAAUUGACUCUCACUACGCCACUGUAUCCGACGACUCUGAUGAGAUGUACGCAGCCAUUGAAGAGCCUAACCAAGCAGUGUACACCAGUGGUAGUGAGACUUACGCUCAGAUUCGCCCCAUGGGAAUAACGGUGGCAGCUACUGUAAACCCUGUACCUGUAAGAACGGAGAGUUUACAACCACAACAACCCUCUACAACAUCCUUGGCAACAGUUAAGAAUCACACCCGCCAAGAAUCAUCUUCAAGUGCCUGCAGUUCAAUCGCCAACCCCUCGUCACCCAAGCCAGAGAAGCGACAGGCAAACUCUCCUCUGCCACGGCCACCUGACCCUGGUACCUCUGUGGAUGAGAUGUACGCCAAGGUGAUGAAGAAGAGGCGGAGUAGUCACUCUAUCAGUAGUGUGGACCAUGAUACAGGGCCUGCGUCUCUACCUGGCUACGAGACUGUGCGCAGGAGUCAUAGUCCCCAUGGAGGUAACACGGCCUUUGGUUAUGAGACAGUUGCCAAUCAUUGUGUGAGUGAAGGAGACGUGUUCUGUUCUGGUUAUGAGACUGUUGCUGGAGAACAUGAUAGCCUUGUUCCAGGCUACGAGAGAGUUGCAGGAGGUCGAGAAGAACAUACUUCAGAUGUGGAACCGAACUACGAGGAGUUGAAGCCACAAAACACAAUGUACGCGAUGGUCAACAAAAAGCGGAAAACAUCGAAGUUGUCUAACUGCGAGCCUGACUACGCCAGUCUUUCUAGGAAAGACUCGGGCUACGAGAGAGUGGAGGGGUUUGAUCCGAACUAUGAGAGUUUGUGUCGCGACUCUGACCCAAACUACGAGAGUGUCGAGAAGCCAGAGCCGCCUUACGAGAAGGUACAAGCCUCGACGAGCAACACACCUGUCUUCAAAGACAACGGAAUUCAUGAAGACGUUUACUCACAAGUGGUAAAGAACCGAACAGUCAGGUGAAAGCUGCGGUGAGUGUCUGUUAUUGUUGAUUGUUUAUACUAUAAAUCGAGAGGCAUUGAGAUAUUUAUAUAUUGUUAAAGUUAAAACCAAUGGUAUAUUUUUAAUACAAUUUAUUCGUGGGAAAAGAUAGUGACAGGUUUGAAAAUUUAGGUUUGGGAACCAUAAAAAAAUUGGGAAUAUUUUUUAAUGGCAAAGAUGAAAGGUGUUUGGUUUUAUGUGUGUAAUUAAUCACGGCCGUGUCUUCAUCUCAAACCGUUUGUGUUUUUUUAACCAGACACAGAAGAAGUCCAAAACCUAAAAAAAUAUAAUAUUAGUACCUAGAAGUAUUUUAGGUUGCAUCUGUAAAUUAUCUGCACCAUUGUGAAUAUUAGAAUAGUAAAAACUGGUAGAACAUAUUCAAGAAAAUAUUGCCUACUAUUGGAUAGGCAUAUGGAUAGGUAACAUAUUUUUUGUCCUAAGACGCUAGGCACGAGCCCGGGAUUGUUGUUUACAUUACUUCAGGCUAUACCUAAGGGUUGCGGCGUUAUAACUUAGAUAAAAUCCAUUGGUGAUUUGGCGGGAUUUGAACAAGGGCCCUCAGGGACCAAAGUCCCGCGCUCUAACCACUACACCAGCUCGCUCCCCAUGGAUAGGUACAAUAAUGCUUCUGAGUAUCAAAAGACUAAAUACCAAAGUAUUCAUCCAAAAUUAAACAUUUCUUUAGCAGGACUGAAUUAAUUUAUAAUUUCCACAGUUGGUUUUACAGGUUUUAUCACCAUACUUUAUUUAAGAUCAUCAUUUAUUGAAGGCUAUAGGUGACUAAACGCUUUAACUAAUGUGUCAUAUUGACAACCAUAGCUUCCUUUACUUGUUAAUCAAAUUAACAUAUGUGUGUGCAUUUAUUCAAAAUGUUUAUUCAGGUGAUUCCUAUUAGUUAAACAAUUGUAACCUAUUCUAUAUAUCCAUGAAAUGGAUGCUGCUCAAUAUUCAACCCAUGAGUUUGUUAUCUUUUCCCACAAAAUAAUCAGCCUUUGGCUAUUCCUAACAUAGUUAUUUAAAAUGUUCUAAGAAAUAAAUAUAAUGUAUAUAUUUAAUUUAAAACUAGUAUUGUUAUAUAAAAAAGUAGGACUUACUUUUGUUUGAUAUUUAUUAUUUUAUUCUUCAUGAGAACCAAUCAUUGAAAUUGUGGUAAUUAUUUUUACCAGUGUUUGUCAAAUUUGUAUGAGACAUCUCUUUUAGAACAUUGUUCUUCUUAAUUCUGUUCUUCAGUCAUACAAGUAGCUUAACGAUUAAAUUAAUUGUUUUCCUAGACACCUGCAUGGUUUUAGCAACCUACCUAUUAAACAUAAAAGUUGUUAAUUAAAAAAGGGUUUGAUAGAUUAUAUAAAUAUAUUCACUAUUUUGUGUAUCUAUCUUCAAGACUGUAUAGUGAUAUAAAAUAUGUUAAAUGGUGAUUGGUCACUCUAAUCAACAUUAGACUUGACAGGCACCAGGCGAAUCUACAUUUAAUAAAAACAAAUAGAACUGAGCGCAUCACUAAUGCACUCUUACCCUCAGCACUCUU
This is a messenger RNA of Macrosteles quadrilineatus (aster leafhopper), 3713 nucleotides long. RefSeq lists its product as uncharacterized. The record is from RefSeq and is a predicted model, not a curated record. NCBI's taxonomy places the organism in Eukaryota, Metazoa, Arthropoda, Insecta, Hemiptera, Cicadellidae. The coding region runs from base 143 to 2170 and encodes 675 amino acids. The transcript has 12 exons.